UGUCUCCCGGAGGGAAGACGUGGACACGGAAGUGGCUGGCGGCGGUAGUGACGGAGGCGGGAGCAGGGCAGUGGGCUACGGUGACUGGCCACGGUAUCGUGGACAGAGGGUAGCGGUGGCACUGCCGGGCCCACGGGUGCGAGGUCGGAAGGGCAGGACGCGGUGGUGUCCGGGCUUCAGCCGUCUGCGGCUGUGCUUGGCAAACGGGCCGUUAAACGGCCAUCGCGCGGAGCCUAGCGGAGCGCCCGGGCGCGUGCCCGCUGCCGGAAGCCGCCCCUUCCCCUCUCUGAGUCCUCGCGCGCCCCCGCCGCCCCCCUCUACUCCCAACACCUCCCGGAGCCAUGGCCAAGAGCGGAGGCAAGGGGGCCAGCCUGCGCGACAAGUUGGACGGCAACGAGCUGGACCUGAGCCUCGGCGACCUCACCGAGGUGCCCGUCAAGGAGCUGGCUGCUCUCCCAAAGGCCACAGUACUGGAUCUGUCCUGCAACAAACUGACUUCUUUACCGUCUGAUUUCUGUGGACUGACACACCUGGUGAAACUGGACUUGAGUAAAAAUCGCCUGCAGCAGCUGCCUGCUGACUUUGGCCGUCUGGUCAACCUACAGCACCUGGACCUCCUCAACAACAGACUUGUCACCCUGCCUGUCAGCUUUGCUCAGCUUAAGAACCUGAAAUGGCUGGAUCUGAAGGAUAACCCUCUAGAUCCUGUCCUGGCCAAAGUAGCUGGUGAUUGUUUGGAUGAGAAGCAGUGUAAGCAGAGUGCUAUCAGGGUCCUGCAGCACAUGAAGGUCAUUCAGGCUGAUCAAGAGCGAGAGAAACAAAGGCGGCUGGAGGCUGAGCGAGAAAUAGAGAAAAAGCGUGAGGCAAAGCAGCGGGCCAAGGAAGCCCAAGAACGAGAAGUGAGGAAAAAGGAGAAAGCAGAAGAGAAGGAACGUCGUCGAAAGGAAUAUGAUGCUGUCAAAGCAGCUAAUAAGAAGGAACAAGAGAAAAAACCCAAGAAGGAGACACAUCAUCAGCCUGCAAAGGCCAAGUCUGGUUCCCGCUCUGUGAAGUCUCGCCCUCAAAAGCACUCCUGGUCCUGGGCUUUCUUAAAGCUGCUGCUGAUGGUGCUCCUCAGUGCCACAGGAGUUUUAGUUGCCUGUCAGGUGACAGAUCUACAGUGGCAGCCUUUCUGCGUCAGUGUGAACACCAUCUAUGAGAAUGUUGUCCAUGGGCUUCGUAGCCAUGAAAUCCUGCAGCGAGUCUUACAGCCAAACUCUCAGCAAUAAGUGUGUUAUCAGCAUUGGCUGCCUCGUCGUCUGUGGAGCCAAGAUUCCUAUGGAAUUGUGUUCUGCCAGACACUACCUUUUAUAGCAUUGGACAAUCAAUUGGUACCUGAGACACCCAUUUUUAUGUCCUAGGAGAUCCAUGUUAGAACUUGCCUCUGUUCCUUAUGCAAGGUUCUGUUCCCUGUAGAUUUAGAAAAUGGGAAGGGGUGGGGGUGGGGGGAGCAGUAGUCUGCAUGUCUAAAGGAAUAAGCUUGAGGGGAGGACGAAAACAUUCCCCUUUUCUAAUCCAGGUAUCCAAAGCUAUGUAAAGGCGAGGCAUAUUUUUACUAAACGGUCAGCUGUCUCAACAUUUAUAUUUUUGUAUGUCACAAAUCUAUCCACUCGUAAUUUCCUGGGCCAGGAUCUCACUGACAACAAAAACCAGUUCAGGAGGCAAUAAAUGCAAAACUUACUGUCCGAGAUAAAAAUACCUAUUUUCUUAUAAAUCAGACACUAAUGCAAUUUGGUAAUAACAGAAAUAAUGGAUUUUUUAAUAGUUGGAUUGGACCUUAACAACCAUUUAGUCCAACCCCCUAAUUUUAUAGUGGCUUAAUUAAUGACAGAGCCUGAAUCCAGUUGUCCCAAUCCAGUGUUGAAACUUUUCAUCAUGUCCAUAUAAACUCAGGGGGCUAGACAGAAAUAUGGCCUGGCUUAUUAGCACCAAAGAAAAAUCUCCUUUGGCUUAUCAGUGGCAACCUCGAACAAGUUUUUCAACCAUUUCAGGCCCUUUGUGGUCCAUCCAGACUUUUACAUUCCUUUCAAUUCCAGAAAAAAUGAGGACCACCUGAAGGUUUUGAGUACAGGCAAGGCAUCACCAUGUCAGAAAAGGAAAGCCCUUUGUUGCUAUGAUUGAGGGCUGUCAUUAUCUGCAGCAUGGGUCAUUCUUAGUUGGAGUAGAUGCUGCUUUAAGAUUUAUGACUUCUGUUACCUGCCUCUUAAUAGCACAGGGUUUUAAGAGGCAUCAGCAAUAUUGUGCAAAAUUAAAAUUUUGCUUAUUAGCAAAGCCAGACAGCCAGUUUAAGCUAGAUUAAAUAUGGGGCUAAUUUUGUUUUAGGUCUUUUUCUCAGGGAGAAAUGGAUAAUUAUUGCCCCAUGAUGAUGCUUAUUCACUGGAAAAAUUCCUGAUUAAAAAAAAAAAAAAGCCACUUCUGGGACAGCAAGGGGUAGA
Molecule: messenger RNA, 2474 nt
Organism: Dromiciops gliroides (monito del monte)
Lineage: Eukaryota; Metazoa; Chordata; Mammalia; Microbiotheria; Microbiotheriidae
Gene: LRRC59
Product: leucine rich repeat containing 59
Exons: 7
Coding region: 342-1268 (308 amino acids)
Molecular function (GO): protein binding
Source: RefSeq, a predicted model, not a curated record